Molecule: messenger RNA, 2547 nt
Organism: Penicillium salamii
Lineage: Eukaryota; Fungi; Ascomycota; Eurotiomycetes; Eurotiales; Aspergillaceae
Source: the annotation of a GenBank genome assembly
AUGGUGGGGAUGGAGGAGACCGCCGGCGCAAGCCAUGCGAACGGCUCUGCGGUCACGAGACCCAAGCACGAUCCGUACGAAACAGACCCGAAUAUGAUUCCCGCCGACGACCCCUUUAUCUCUCGCCCUCAGUAUGGUCGAUAUACGCCACGCGCCGACGACUUCACCCCUCGCUUCAUGCACUGGUAUUAUGCUGAUCCGGCAGUCAAUAGCUAUUGGGAGAAGGUUGCGGAACAGUAUUGCACACCGGAGUACUCACUCAACAUAGAUGGGCCGAGGGAAGCUUUCGCAGCGGGUAGUGUCAUUAUUCGCGUUGACCGUGAAUUGGCUGAGGGAGCAGCAUUUGCGAAAUACUCAUUUGCGAAUGCGAACGAGUUGCUGGCGGCACAGAAAGCAGAUGACCCACUCAGGCAGAUUGGUGUCACAGUGCCUGUGGUGUACUUCUGCGGGACAAUUGAAGGGCGGAAUGUGACCAUUGAGUCCCGAAUCGCGGGUGUUUCUUUGGAGGUUGCAUGGAGAUACCUCGACACAGAGCAGAUCGACGCUUUGAAAAACCAGUGUCGCCAGAUCCUCCGCCGUCUCGAAACGAUCGAAAGCCCGGCAGAUCAACCUUCCUACGUCUCCCGCGGACUCAACUCCCAGGGACCACCUUCCGUCGAGACCAGCGAGCGAGAUAUCCUAUUCACCGAGAAGAGCAGGGGGGAGGAGUUACGCUUUACGCACAACGAUUUGGUUCCGAGCAACAUCAUAAUUCACAAUGGUCGGGUGGUGGGAUUAGCUGGCUGGCGUCAGUGCGGUUUUUUCGGCAACACCAGAGCUGGCAAGGUUCAUCAUCUCUUGAGGGGUCUUGACUCCGCAUCCCAGAAUGGCGCAGUCAGCUCCGGGGGCAGCGCGAGCUGGGCAGACCUGUACGAUGGUGACUACAACCCCAACAAAGGCCAACCCCUGGUCGCGAACCAAGAUACCCCCCUCCCGUCCGUGAAAACGGAACCAACAAGCUCUACUCUAGACAAGUUUCCCAUCAGUGAUGAUCUGGAGACAAAGUCAUGGAACACCGACGGUCAGGACGACCUUCCUACCUCGAAGACAGUCGCCAAUCUCAAGAACGGAAUUUCUUCACGUGCAUCCUCGAUCGAUCGAUCAUCCCCAGCAAACUCAGUCAAAGCGGCAAACAAGAGCACCACAACCAAAAAGGGCACUGCGAAGAAGCCUGCAGCCAAGAAACGCAAGGUCAACGAUGCAGACGGCGACAGCGCUGAUGCGCGCCGAUCCAAUACCCCCCUCUCACGCACCAGCAAAACGCCAGGAAAGAAACAAGAUUCUGUCUCAAUAGCAGGGUCACCUGCACCUGAGCCGAAAAAGAAGCCACAGAAGAAGAAGAAAGCACCCAAAACGGCCAGAACCCAAGAAAACGAUGACUCCGAUAGCUUUGAUGAAAAUGCAGUGUUCUGUAUCUGCCGCCGACCUGAUAAUCACACUUGGAUGAUUGGGUGUGACGCCGACUGCGAUGACUGGUAUCAUGGGAAAUGUGUCGAUAUCGACCCUCGCGACGCGGACCUGAUUGAUCGGUAUAUAUGUCCGAAUUGCGCCAGCGUGGGAAAAGGUUGCACGACGUGGAAGCCAAUGUGUCGUUUGGUCGAGUGCCGAAAGCCUGCGCGUGCCAAAACGAAACCCCCUAGUAAAUACUGCUGCGAUGAUCACGGUCGUGAAUUCAUGCGACAGCAGACUCAACAGCUUAAACAACGAGCGGGUCAGGCGAAUGGUCUUUUCGAGGAUUUAGGCAGCAUGGGCGGUAUACUCACCGCUGGAGACUUGAAAGCUGCUAUCCUCGGGGUGGCAUCCACAGGGGAGUUCCGAAGGCUUGGAGAUCGCAUCAUUUCCCCGCCACCAGAGACGGAGGAUAAGAAAGCGCUGGCGACCGAUAAAAAUAGCGAAUCGAAGCAACCAACCAGCAAGUGGUUGGACGCUGAUAUCUACACCAUCGGGGCUGAAUAUUCUCCUGAUGAAAUUGCGAAAUUCGAGAAGUUGCGCACACAGCGCGAUGGGCUAGUUCACCGCAAAGAGAUGCUCGCGGCGCGCACGACAUUCUUGACGCUUCUGAAGCCACGGGCUAAAGGCAUAGUGGAGAAAUUGAAGCAGCACGAACCGAAGGGUGGAUGGAAGGACAUCUGCGGAUUUGAUUCACGGCUUUCAUGGUCCGAUGAGGAAUUCGAUGAGUGGCGGCUCUCCGAGGCUGGGAAGAAAGCUCUCGCAGAGGGCACGGUCGAGGCCUUGGCUGCUGGUGUUCCACCCACCACUGAUGCAGAUGGCGAUACGUCGAUGAAUGGCGAAGCCGACGACGAUAUCACAUUGUGGACGAGUGGUGUCUGCACCAAAAAGCGAUGUGAGAGACACAAGCAGUGGGUCAAGGUGCAGCAGCAGGACAUUCACUUCGAGGAAGAAACGGCCGACCAGGACCUCGCCCGGUGCGAGGGGGAGGCUCGAUCGGUUGUUGAGCGAGGCGUGAUGAGACAAUGGGCUGAGAGAGACCAUAAAAUGCAAGUCUAA